AUGAAUGGAAUUAAUCAUGAUGAAAACAGAAAGGAGAAACGAAUGCCAUCGUGCGAAAAAAUAUGUUCUGCCGAAAGUACGAAAUAUAAGAAGUCAUUAUUGAAGUUGAAGCAACAGGAGAGUUUGUUAGAAAGGAAUCUGCUUAAUUUGACGGAGAACAUAAGAUCAAAAGAUGUGCAACUUGCUUUACAAGAUAUGAAUGACAUCUCCAGAAAGAGGGAAGAGUUUCUAGAGAGUGUAAAAAAAUCUUUGGAUAAAAUUACUGAGGAAUCCGAAUCAGCAAAAUCCAUUAUGGACUGUCCUGAACAAAUUCGAAACUUAGACACAAACAUGUAUAAGCAACGACUUGUAAGACUGUCACAAAAGAUUCAAGACUUCGAGAAGUCCUAUCAGUUUGAAUCUUUGUCGCAAGAGCAAUCUAUACUUGAAUCCGAAUUACGCAACUUUGAGUUAAAUCUACAUAAAUAUCAGAAUGUGACUCCUAGCAUUAACAAACCAACAUUCGCCACGUUCUCUAGUAAAAACGUUAAAAACGGUCAAAAGUACAAGGCAGUCCAAGACUUUCAGGCACUAAUUGCUAAAAUAGGCCACACCGAUAACUGGAGCGACGAAGAUCAUCAGCUGUUCGUGAACACACGACAGAAAUGCAACACCACACCUGCUUUGGUAGCCGCCAUUCAGUCUAAAUGUCCGGAUUUAACUGCGGAGGCCAUAGUGAAUCAUGAGGCUUGGUACAAGAUUUACCUGAGUCUGCGUGAAAAACAAAAAUCAAAUAUUAGGAAAUGGCGUAAAGAGAAAGAAAUGGAGAAAAAAAUCCGCGAAGACAAAAUGAUAGCCGAAAACGCGGAAGAAAUUUUUUGCGAAGAGUCAAAUCUUGACAUCGCGAAGAAACUUCGACUCGGCGCGAGUAAUAAACACGAAACAAAAGCAACAACAUCCGGUAACGUUGUCAAUAUUAGCAGCGCCAAUCGGAAAAAGGAAUUAAUAAGACAGUGGAAAAUGGAGAAGGAGAAUAAACGUUCGAUAGAGGAGCAACAGUCGAAAAGGUUGAUGGAGUCAAAGCUCGCCGCGCAAGAGAAACGUAAGCAAGAAAGACUGAAGAUGAUUCAAACGACCUUGCUGGAUUACCAUAAAAGAAAAUUGACGGAACUUUCCGCCAACGCGUCGAAGGACGAUUCGAAAACAGAACGAAAGUACGAUCCAGCGAUGAUCGAAAGUUUCAGAAAACAAGACGAGGAACAUAUAAGAAGAAAGAAAUAUAUGAUAGCAAUGUUACGAAAGUCGGCGCAGAGUCAGACAACAAAGAUAGUCAAAUCGCAAACGAUAAAAACACGAGAGCACUCGACUCUAUUGAAUCCGACGAAAGUUUGGAACGAAAAAUGCAAGAUGCAAGAUCUCAAUACGAAAGAACCGAGGAAACUGCAAUAUAUUAAGGACGUUCCUCGUUUAUACGUCCAAUGGAGAAAUAAAGAAUCAGACAUCAAGAAUAUCCCGACGUUUGCCUGAGUUGAGUUGAAUCUCGUAUUUUGAAUUUGAAUUUCGUAUCCAAAUGAAAUGUACGUAUAACAUGGCAAGGACAAAAAUAAAGGUACGGAACAUUGAUAUAUACUUAUGUUUAUUUUUCUUUACGAACGUACCUUUGUUUCUCUCAGACGAUGUACAUAAUAAGUUAUGAGUAAACGAGCGUUGAAUUUAUCCAGAAGCGCCGUUUCGCGCAUUAUAUUUCAGUUUUGUUUUAUUAUAAAACGUCCUGUCUGUGUUUCGUCGUUUUCAUUUUCAUUUAUCAGGGACACGAAAGGACGUGAAAAUAGAAGGCGAGAGAGAGAGAGAGAGAGAGAGAGAGAGAGAGAGAAGUGGGGUGGAAAAAGAGCGGAACAGUGAGGAAGGGACAAUCGUUGUCGACGUGUCCCGGAUAACUGCAACUCUCGGUAGCUUUACUCAAAUAUAUAUAAUAUACUUUCUAUCAAUCCUCUGUCUGUUAAUUCGAUAUCCCUUCGUUUAGAUUACCAAAUACAAAAAACAUAAUGGUAAUAUAAUAUUAUAAUACAAGCGUGACCGUCAUAUCACGCCGAAUGAUAGCCAGUCUGAAGGAUCGUCCCGAUACGUUUAACACACACUCCCUUGUUAUAUCAUUAUUAUUAAUUACUAUAUUUGUUUACAUCUCGCAUGGGGUAAUCGCGGCGCGAUAUGACGGCAACUCUUCCUUCUGUGGGAAUACUUACGCGCGAAAUCAUAAACGCGUACUCUUGUUCGUCUUUCUUUAGACAUUGUGUAUAAUGUAUGUAUAUAUGUGUA
This is a messenger RNA of Harpegnathos saltator (Jerdon's jumping ant), 2295 nucleotides long. RefSeq names its product coiled-coil domain-containing protein 112. Lineage: Eukaryota; Metazoa; Arthropoda; Insecta; Hymenoptera; Formicidae. The transcript has 6 exons. The record is from RefSeq and is a predicted model, not a curated record. The coding region runs from base 1 to 1506 and encodes 501 amino acids.